Tachysurus vachellii is the source of this 1772-nucleotide messenger RNA. RefSeq names its product rho guanine nucleotide exchange factor 19. The record is from RefSeq and is a predicted model, not a curated record. The coding region runs from base 47 to 1714 and encodes 555 amino acids. Gene Ontology annotation, cellular component: cytoplasm; nucleus. Gene Ontology annotation, molecular function: guanyl-nucleotide exchange factor activity. The transcript has 13 exons. Lineage: Eukaryota; Metazoa; Chordata; Actinopteri; Siluriformes; Bagridae. Gene Ontology annotation, biological process: activation of GTPase activity; intracellular signal transduction.
GAGCCAGCAAAGCAGUGCAUGGAAAGCCAUCAGAUUGUAAGUAGCAAUGGUAGUUAAAGUGCUAAAUGAUGUGAUGUCACUCAAUGAGCUACACCCGAUGAGUCCAAUUUACAACACACUAGUGAGAGCUUGCUGUCGACAAAGUGGAACAUUGUGUCUCUUCCCAAGGCCUAUAUCUGAGAUGGAUGAACACCGGGUCAUUUCCCAAGAGCCUGAAACAGUUUUUAGUGUCUCAGGUGGUAUUGCUGAGGCUCUGAGAUCAGUCGCGAGAUCAGACACAUGGAGUCUCCUACAGACUGCAUCACUCCUCAGUGUACAGGAUCAAAAACCAGUUCUCACCCAGACACAUUCCCCUGAUCUCGUCUGUGCACAGGAUGAGGACAAACGAUUCAUGACCGGUGCUCGGGACAACACUCAAGAUGAAACAUUUGAAGUGAAGUUAAAAUAUAUCAGUGAUUCAGUGCCUCUGUAUCAGGAGUACUGGCUGAAAUGUAUGAAGGCAGAGUUACAGAAGGCACAACAUAAAAAACUGGUAGACGUUGUGGAAGCACGGUGUCGAUCUGCUGUUUCACCAAUCCAAUCUUGUGCAUCAAGCCCUCCAGGAUUGUAUGUAGCACCAUACACUCUUUGGCAACAGCUACCUGAAGUAAAAAGGCAACACUUGCUGCAAACGCUUACCGCCCGAGACAUUCGCCAUCAGGAGGCCAUGUUUGAACUGAUUGUGUCCGAGGCUUCGUAUCAGAAGAGUUUGCGAGUGGCAGUUGGACUCUUUCAGUCCUCUGUUCCGCUGAAGCAAACUUUAACACCCGUGCAGAAUCAUGUUUUAUUUUCCAACUUGAAGGAAGUCUGCAAGGCCAGCGAGAGUUUUCUUCAGGAUUUAGAGAUUCGACUGGGGCAGAAUGUGGUGAUGACCAAGAUUGGAGACAUCGUACUGAAACACAAAGCAACGUUUCGUCGAGUCUAUGUGCCCUAUGUAACCAACAUGAUGUAUCAGGAGACCCUUAUUGCAAAACUUUUACAAGAAAACAGGAAAUUUGUACUGGCCUUAAAGAAGCUUGAGAAAGACCCACUUUGCCAGAGACAGACACUCAAGUCCUUUCUCAUCCUUCCCUUCCAAAGGAUAACAAGAUUGAGGCUUAUUGUAGAGAAUAUCCUUAAAAGAACUGAUGAACACUCCACUGAUGUUCCCAACCUAAAGGGUGCAAUUGAAGCUAUACGAGAGAUAGUAGUGGAGUGUGACUGCAAUGUCCAGCAAAUGAAACAGACAGAGGAACUGGUUAGCUUGGAAAAGCUUGUGGAUUUUUCCAAUGUCAAGUCAGUACCUUUAAUCGUAAGUGGCCGUUAUCUGAUUCAAGCGGGACCAUUGAAAAAGUUGAAGGUCAAGAGUAGUCAGACUUCAGGCUCCAUGGUCUCACGCACAGACGUCUUCCUGCACCUCUUCAAUGACCUCCUGCUCCUCUCAGUCAAGAAUGGAAACAGAUUCAGUGUGCAAGAUCAUGCAGCUUUUCCUGCUCAUGUUCGUGUAGAGGAGUUAAAGACCAAGAUGUUGGGUCUGCCACCUGAUGCCUUUCUGCUCCAUCUCACCCAAAACCAUUUACGAGCUUCUACUGCUGUUAUACUCGCUGCACAAUCACGGAUGGAAAAAGAGACGUGGCUCCAACUUUUAUCUUCACAGAAUGGCACCAUUGGUAAUACAGAGUCCAAGAAUGUUUAAACAUUUUUAUUAAGUAUAAUAUGUAACUUUUUUAAUAGUCUUGAAUAAUUAAACCUGC